Sitophilus oryzae (rice weevil) is the source of this 2341-nucleotide messenger RNA. Its product is annotated as limbic system-associated membrane protein-like. Bases 263 to 1789 code for a protein of 508 amino acids. Lineage: Eukaryota; Metazoa; Arthropoda; Insecta; Coleoptera; Curculionidae. Gene Ontology annotation, molecular function: protein binding; axon guidance receptor activity. Gene Ontology annotation, cellular component: axon; plasma membrane; neuronal cell body. The transcript is spliced from 10 exons. Gene Ontology annotation, biological process: homophilic cell-cell adhesion; synapse organization. The record is from RefSeq and is a predicted model, not a curated record.
UUGCGUGCCUCCAAUCCACACCAUCCCCUUGGUUGUCAACACUAGUAGAUAUAGAGAUAUAUAAAUACCAUCCCUAAAAAUUUUUCUCUUUUAAUAAUAGUCUAAAUAUUUCCGGCAAUAUUAAAAAAAAAUUUUUUUUUCGAUCCUAAAUAUUGACAAUAAUAAAUAAUAAAUAUCGGACACGAUAUAUGUGCGCUGAUAUAUAAUUACUACUGAAUAUUAUGUUAUUUAUGUGACUUUAUGUGACUUCAAAGAUAUUAACAUGCGCUCAGUAAUCUUACUAGUUCUUAUUGUAGCCGCGAGAGAAACCGUUCAGGCGAACAUCAAAGUGGAUCCGGCAACGUUGCCGGUCUUCCUCACCUCCAGCCAAGUGUUCAAAGUGAAGGAGCAUGACAGGGUUGUGCUGCCUUGCGAAGUGACAAACCUUGGUUUGUACAUAUUGGCAUGGAAAAAAGGCAUUGCAGUGUUGUCAGCUGGUUCAGUAAAGGUUUCUCCUGAUCCAAGGGUUAGUUUGAUCAAUGGCUUUAACCUUGAAAUACGAGACGCCGGUUUACAAGAUGCUGGGGACUACGUCUGUCAAAUUGGUACAUUGGAACCAAGAGAGAUUACUCACACGUUAGAGAUAUUAGUACCUCCAGAAAUCACUUACGUGACAUCAAACGGUCGUGUUGAAGUCAAAAAAGGCACAGUGGUUGACCUAGAGUGUCGUGCUUCCGGAAACCCUUCUCCAAAAAUCACCUGGUCCAGGAAGAACAACUUACUUCCCGGGGGUGAACAGACUAGUAUCACAUCAGUUCUUUCUCUGGAUAAAGUGGAUAGGCAUCAUGCUGGAAUGUACCAGUGUACUGCCAGUAAUGGUAUUGGAGAAGACGCAGUCCAGCAGAUAUUCCUUCAUGUUCUGUACCCGCCCGAGAUUUCCGUGGAGAAUCCAGUAGUUCAUUCUGCCGAGGGCUACGAGGCACAGCUGGUUUGCAUCGUCCAUGGAGAGACCCAACCCGAGGUUUUAUGGUACAGGGAUACGAUGCAACUGGACACUACGGAGACCCGGAUAAUGGAGUCCAGAGGGUCUAGACACACGCUCGUUAUCCGUAAAGUGCACAGGACGGAUUUCGGAAAUUACACUUGCGUCGCGGACAAUCAGCUCGGAAAAACUAGGAAAAGCAUCCAAUUAACCGGUAAGCCAAAAGCUGCUAUCUUCAAAAGCUCCACGAUGGGACAUUACAGGGAGAGGUACAAUAUAAGUUGGGAAGUAGAAUCUCUCAGUCCUAUUGAAGAAUAUCAACUGCUGUUUCGAAGAAUACCAGACGGGUGGUCUACGUCGUACACUGAAGAUGGACUACCUUUACCUCUUCAUCAUCAGGGUCAGAAGAAAUUCGGACAAAAGGAGAACCGUACGUACUCCGCGGUGGGUUACAGCGUAGGCUACGGCUACACUCGGUCCACUAAGGGUCAUUCUGAAUGGAGCAAUGUCAUUCUGCCGGCCUCUCAAUCAUCCACCAUUGGGGUGCAGUCGAUGAGCUACGUCAUCAGGGGUCUGGAGCCUGGACAACAAUACGAGGCCAAGGUACAGGCCAGGAAUAAGUUUGGAUGGAGUCCUGUGUCGAAAUCCUUUACCUUUCAAACAACUAGCAGAGAAAAUGCAUUUAUGGACCUUGGCCAUCAUUUUGGGUCAAAUGAACCAAGUCCUGUAGAGAACUUUUUUGGUAUAAAAAGUCUAAACAAAGUAUCUCUGGUUACAAGUACUCCACUCGCUCUAGUUUUUGGAGUUUUAAUCUUAAGUAUACUCUAAAUAUAAACUAAAGUUUUAUAAAACUUACAUAUAGUUAUGUUUUAAAAGUUUCAUUUUAAAUUUUAUUUACUGAAACAGUAUUGUCUGUAUAAUUUUUUAAAUAUAAAUAAAUAGCAGAAUUGUAAACAAAAAUAUACUUUUUUAAAUCGUAUUGUGUCAGAUGUCGUCAAUGGGUCCAAUUUUUAUUCGAAAGUUUUAUAUUUUUGUAUGCCGGAUAUUUUGAGUUGAAAAAUGCAGCACAUGCAUGUUAAAUUUUUGUAGGGCUUUUUUCAUUUUUAAACUUUUUUAUUAUAUAUUAAAUUAUAAUUCAACAUUUUUAGUUAUAUUUUUUUAUAUACCAUAUGGGACAGAAGGAAAAUUAUAGUACACUCUUAAACGUUCUUUAUUAACCGCUAAUAAAAUUUAGUUUUUUGAGAAACUUUGGGACAGCAUAUUCUACAGAUAAAAAAAUUGAAUAAUGAAGUUCAUGAAAUAACGCAGAUAUUUGUGGAUAUUUGAUAUUGAUUUGGUUGUCUAAUAUGACUCCUACUUGUAGAAGACGCCUCCUACAUA